Verticillium alfalfae VaMs.102 is the source of this 1002-nucleotide messenger RNA. RefSeq names its product telomerase reverse transcriptase. The transcript is spliced from 2 exons. Gene Ontology annotation, molecular function: telomeric repeat DNA binding; telomerase RNA binding. The record is from RefSeq and is a predicted model, not a curated record. Gene Ontology annotation, biological process: telomere maintenance via telomerase. Lineage: Eukaryota; Fungi; Ascomycota; Sordariomycetes; Glomerellales; Plectosphaerellaceae. The coding region runs from base 1 to 1002 and encodes 333 amino acids. Gene Ontology annotation, cellular component: telomerase catalytic core complex.
AUGAACAAGCGCCUCGAGAUUUUGAACGAAUUCCUCUACUAUGUUUUUGAUUCCCUUUUGAUACCCCUCCUGCGCAGUAAUUUUUACGUCACCGAAUCCAGUGUUCAUCGGUACAAAUUGUUUUACUUUCGCCACGACAUCUGGCGUUACGUGGCAGAGCCAGCCAUGGCGGAGCUCAAAGUCACCAUGUUUGAGGAGGUUAAGCUGGAUCAUGCACGGAGGAUAUUGGAGAACAGGAGACUUGGGUUCAGCCAAGUCAGGCUGCUGCCCAAACAAAUCUCCAUGCGCCCCAUCACCAAUCUCCGAAGAAGGGCCGCGCCGAUAGGCAACAAAAAGAUGCUGGGAUUGAGCAUCAACUCAAUUCUUGGGCCGGUUCUGGGAGACACUCCAGGCAAGCUCUACUUUGUCAAGUUGGAUGUCAAGGCUGCUUUCGACACCAUUCCACAGGAUGCCGUCCUCAAGUUGAUGCAGGACGUGACAACCCAGGACAGGUAUAAGCUGUUGAAGCACGUUGAGAUCAAAGCAGGUCAUGUGGGCGGAGUCCACAAGCCCACACGGCGGUGGCAAGCGGUUGCCAUACGCGAGCACGAUAAGACCCCGUUCCUUGAUCGUGUCGAGAGCCAGCUGGCGCCGACCAAGCGGCAUACAAUCUUCGUCGACAACGUCAUGCAGCGAUCAGAGGAUCGACGAAAGCUCUUGUCUUUGAUGACGACGCAUAUAGAGCAAAACCUUGUCAAGCUCGGAAAGAAGUACUACCGACAAAAGAACGGCAUUCCUCAAGGGUCGGUACUUUCCUCUACGCUCUGCAACUACUUUUACGCCGAUCUCGAGCUACAACACUUGUCGUUUCUGAACGGUCAAGACUGUAUGCUGUCCAGGCUAAUUGAUGAUUUCCUUCUCGUUACCACGGAUGUUGCGCAAGGCGCGAAGGUUCGUCAAGGUGAUGCACAUGGGGCUUUCCCCGGCUACGGGGUUUCUGUCAGCCCGCUAAGACGUUGGUGA